This is a messenger RNA of Cetraspora pellucida, 675 nucleotides long. Lineage: Eukaryota; Fungi; Glomeromycota; Glomeromycetes; Diversisporales; Gigasporaceae. The record is from the annotation of a GenBank genome assembly.
AUGUCUGCGCCUUUAACUCACAAAACACAGGAUGACACAGACGCAGAAAUCUUGGAAUUUCUGCAAUUGAUUGAUGAUUCGGACAACAAGACCUUCGAUCCGUCAACAUAUUUCCAAUUCAAAGAAGAGAAAGAAUGGGAUAUAUCUAGUGAGACGUUUGAAAAUGAGACCAAUGAGACAUAUCAAAAUCUUAUGAACAUUCGUUUUGAUUCUUUAGAAUUAUCAUUAGGCAGUGUCCCAUUACAUGAAAGAUUGGAUUUAGACGAUCUUUUUUUAAAAGAUGAUGAUUCAUGGAUGAUGUUAAACCUUACACGUCCUAUCGUUCCAAAAACUAUAAAAUCUGUCGUUCAAAAAUCAUUAGUGCGUAAAAGCCAAGAUGCCUCUAGUACGCAAAGUGUACAAGGUCUGACUACUAGAAAUUCAAUAGCUACACCUAAUACUAAAGCAGUAAAAGAGGUGAAGGCCAAAAUAACAGAGACCAAACCAGUCAAUGAUGGAAACGAUAUUGAUGAUUUUUUUAAAUCGCUCGAAGAUGAAGACGCUAAACCGCUUCCUAGGUCAAAUAAUAUUAAGAAACAGCCGAUUCGGAAAGCAACCGGCAGAGGUAAAGCAUCUAGAAAAAAUAAAACUGAAACUGAGAUGGUAAAGUGGUUGGACGAUGUUUUGAAUGAUUAA